GGCUGCCCUAGACUGGCCCAGCACCCACGAUGUCGUACCUCAGGCUGGUAAUAUGCGUGGUCGGAGUCUACUCUAUGUUCUUGUUGUGGGCUAUUGCCCAAGAACGACUGUCCGUUCCGUUCCAAUCAAUAGACGGGGCUUCCGCCGACAAGUUUCACUCCCCCCUAUUCCUGGGAACUUGUCAGAGUUUCCUUAGCUGUGUCGCUGCUCUACUAUACAUCUUCCUACGCCGAAAGUCCGGGCAAACGCUAGCGCAUACUCUCGGUCUCGCGGAAGACACCAAGUCCGCACCGAACGGGACUACCAACGGCUCCGCCAACGGGACCACCAACGGCCCUGCGAAAACAAACGGAAAUGCCACACAUACCCACACACAAGAUACCUCUUCGCGCAACAAGUCCCUCCUGCUCCGCUACUUCCAAUGCGCCGUCUUCAUCACGUCCGCCGCGCCCUUCGGGUUCGCCGCGCUCUCCUACAUCACCUAUCCUGCCAUGGUGCUCGGCAAGUCCUGCAAACUCGUCCCCGUCAUGCUCAUGAACGUCGUCCUUUACCGCCGCAAGUUCGCUGCGCACAAGUACCUCGUCGUCGCGAUGGUCACGCUCGGGAUCACCAUGUUCAUGGGCUUCGGCAAGGAGAAGCCGUCGAAGGCGUCCAAGAACGCCGACCUCUCCGCAUACACGCAGUUCAUCGGCCUCACGUACCUCCUCAUCAACUUGCUCAUCGACGGCGCGACAAACUCAACGCAGGACGAGAUUUUCACGCGUUACCGGGUUACCGGCCAGCAGAUGAUGUUCUGGAUUAACCUGUUCUGCACUGGGCUUACGUCCGUUAUCUCGGUCCUGCCUCUGCCUUACAUCCCGGUGCUCCACCCCUCCACCUCUGGGACCGAACUGCAGGGCGCGCUCGAGUUCAUCCGCACUCACCCGUCCGUGGUCGUGCCGCUCGCGCAGUUUGCUCUCACGGGCGCGCUCGGCCAGCUGUUCAUCUUCGAGACCCUGCAACAUUUCGGCUCGUUGACCUUGGUCACGAUUACGUUGACGCGGAAACUGUUCACUAUGCUGCUUUCCGUCAUCGUCUACAACCAUAAGCUCACCCCCGGACAAUGGUUCGGCACGGGCGUCGUGUUCGCCGGUAUUUCGGUGGAGGCAUGGGUCAAGCGCAAAGACGUCCACGCGAAACGCGUGAUGCAGGAGAAGGAGAAGGCGAAGAUCAAGACGCUCUGAGGAUCUUAGAGAGGGGUCAAAACCUUCACGCCCACGGACGAUUGUACCAUACGGAUUUAAUAGAGGCCGCAUACAACGUUUCAUACGAGAUUUCCACUAACGAUACGGAUACUAUCAACGACAACAGCGAUCAUAC
Molecule: messenger RNA, 1359 nt
Organism: Trametes versicolor FP-101664 SS1
Lineage: Eukaryota; Fungi; Basidiomycota; Agaricomycetes; Polyporales; Polyporaceae
Product: UDP-galactose transporter
Exons: 6
Coding region: 30-1223 (397 amino acids)
Biological process (GO): UDP-galactose transmembrane transport
Cellular component (GO): endoplasmic reticulum membrane; Golgi membrane
Molecular function (GO): UDP-glucose transmembrane transporter activity; UDP-galactose transmembrane transporter activity
Source: RefSeq, a predicted model, not a curated record